Diospyros lotus (date-plum) is the source of this 811-nucleotide messenger RNA. RefSeq lists its product as uncharacterized. The transcript has 4 exons. The coding region runs from base 115 to 666 and encodes 183 amino acids. The record is from RefSeq and is a predicted model, not a curated record. Lineage: Eukaryota; Viridiplantae; Streptophyta; Magnoliopsida; Ericales; Ebenaceae.
AUACUCAUUUGCACUCGACUCGGAGAGUCGAAUCUAUCCGUCCACUCGUUAUGACAAAAUUAUCAGAAAGAAAUUAGUGAAGAAGCAAUCGGGAUUGCUUUGCCAUACGUAUUUAUGGCUUCCGCAAUCUUCCUUCGGAACAUUUUGUGUAUUUCUCACCGCACUGCACAAUGUUACCAGAAAGAAGCGGUGGUUCUGAAUCAUCCUUGCCAGUUCCUUUCCUCAGAAUCCUUGUCAAGGCUGAAGAAGCAAUCUCUGCUCUCAACCCUACAAAUCAAGAUUUCGAAAACGCACAAAUUUCAAGCAGUUCCUGCCGUCUUCGCCGCACAGUCCAAUUUCUUGAAAGUGCUCCAAACGGUCUGGAAGGUGGGGAAGGAUGGAAUUGAAGCUGGAACCAAUCUGGUACCUGAUACUGUUCCAAGACCAGUAGCAAGGAUAUCAGUUACUGCAGUUGCAGUGGCCCUAGUGCUCUUCGUACUCAAGUCAGUCUUAUCUACAGCUUUCUUCGUGCUGGCAAUGAUGGGGGUCAUAUACUUCGCAUUCAUAGCCUUGAACAAAGACAAUGGUCCAAAAGGUGGUGGUGGUGGUGGUGGUGGUGGCACUGGCACCACUUCUACAGAGGAUAGUCUAGAAGAGGCAAGAAGAAUUAUGGAGAAGUACAAGUGAAGAAGGCAACCAUAUCGGAAAACACUUAUCAUCGAUUAUUUAUCGUGUGAUUACAGUACUCGUUUGUCACUUCAAUCUGUAUGUAACUGAACAAAUCACUGUUGUCAAUAUGUAAUGAAUCACGAUGGAACAAUGCUUAUAAGUA